This is a messenger RNA of Nyctereutes procyonoides (raccoon dog), 4360 nucleotides long. Its product is annotated as HLA class II histocompatibility antigen, DM beta chain. Gene Ontology annotation, cellular component: MHC class II protein complex; late endosome membrane; lysosomal membrane. Gene Ontology annotation, molecular function: MHC class II protein complex binding. The record is from RefSeq and is a predicted model, not a curated record. Gene Ontology annotation, biological process: immune response; positive regulation of T cell activation; antigen processing and presentation of exogenous peptide antigen via MHC class II. Lineage: Eukaryota; Metazoa; Chordata; Mammalia; Carnivora; Canidae. The coding region runs from base 3227 to 4018 and encodes 263 amino acids. The transcript has 6 exons.
AGACUGGGAAAUAAUGUAAUCCUGGCAGGGUGCAGGUCUUUGAGAAGACACUGUCUUCUUUGAGAAGACACUGAAGGAAGUCACAAAUGUGGUCUCACACUACAGGUUGUAGAUCACAAACGAUUGAUGAGUUGAACAAUUUUUGAGUUUAUAAAAUUGAGGCUUGAGUUAAAACCAUCUGUCCAGAAGAGGAACCUGAGAAUUUACAGGGAGCAACAUAAGGAAGUACCUAGAAGGGAUUUAUAAUUAGGGCCAUGCUCUCAGGAAGAGCAUGAGACCACAUUUGUGACUUCCUUCAGUGUGUGAUGCCCAUGAUGUUAUUGUAGUUCCUUUUUGUUGUAGUCAAUCCAAGCUCCUGGUAGACCCCCAGCAGCACCUCAUAACAUUGCCAAGCUUGUGGAGUUAUAUGUCAGGACUGCGAUGCCAACUGCCUUUCUCUUCUGGACGUGGCUUCAGCCCAGUAUUUGGUUCUCACCUCCAGCACCCCUCAGUGGAGAGGACUUUCUGUCCACCAUGCCCUCAAUGGUUUCUCUUUUCUCUUUGAAGUACACUGGCCUUAUUGCUUACUUGCUUUAACAUCAACUCUUCUCUUUACAAAUGUUUUUUUCUUAUUCACCAAUUGACCUAAAAGCAAAUGGCGUGGGGGCAGAGUCCAUAUCUCCUAGUUGGGUAUUUCUUGUAAUGCUCUGCACAGGAACACCGUGGUUAGUCCACUUGUGGCACAUGGUGGACAGCCCAGGGGGAGAGGUGUGUGAAAGGAGAGGACUGGCUCUUGGAGCUUGGGUAGUGCCAGUAAAAGAGGGACAGCAUGUGGGAACGUGGCUACAGCUCCCUCAUUCCUAUGGUCCUGGUGGUCCUGGCACUACAGAAAUAGUUAUUCAAUCAUAAUGGACAGGGCCCCUAAAAUGUUCUUCUGGGUUGAUGGGUUACCUAUGUCCGUAAAAUUAGGAGGAAGAGGAGAAUGAAGAAAUCACUGAGCACAGGUCUCUGGGUUUUCUGCCUUGCUUUAUUCUAAAAGGUACUCUCAGUCUUCUUAUUAAUAGAGAAGUGAAAUCUUCUGCAUUUCCUGCUGCUGCCUCACAAAUGGUUUCACAUCUCCUUUGGCUGCCGGGGCAGACACUCAGACUCAAGAGGGAACUCCGUGUGGCCUCAGCUCCCUGGCAGGUGGCCAACCCUGUGCAGGCACGGGACCUCACCGCAAGCAUUCCUGUGCCAGUGCAGUCUUGGUAGACAUUGGAAAGGAUCCCAAGCCCUGGUUCCUGCAAGGUUAGGCUCACCGCCUACCUAGGGGGAGGAGGAAGAAUGUAAAGGGGAAGUGUGUGUAUGCAGAUGGUUGGGGGGAAGAGUUUGCACAGUUUUGAAACUGUUAAAAGAGAAAGCAAGGAGACACUUGUUCUAAGAACAGAAGGAAUUCUGAGAACAGGGAAGCUAAGACUUGAACAGAUCAAGUGGCUUUCCCUUUAUCUUUCUCUCAGUGGAGGUCAGCGCUGGCCACCUUUACAUGGGUCACCUCAGCCUCAAGAUGUAGUGAGUGUGUGGGCAUGCUUGCGUGUGUGCACCUGUGUGUGAAUCUUUGGACCUGUUUUCAAAACUGUAAGAAUGAAGACACUUAGGUCUUUUAAGAUUAUAUGAGAUGACAUGGGAAGGGCCUACCUAGUAUAGUAUCAGUUCCAAAGUUGAAGCUCAACACAUUUUGGACCCACCACCCAAUUUUCUGCCCAUUCUAGCUCACCUGAUGGCUUAUUGAGGAGGUAGAGUAUAGAAACAUCUUAUAAUGAAGGUAGGGUUGAGAGUGGGGGUGCUGGGAAACAUGGACACGACUUCAGUUAAUCUUGAUUAGUUACACAAGUCUUUUGUUUCUUAUUUUCAUCUUUCUAUUCAUUUUUGGUACAUGCUUCUUUUUCUUCAUAAAUAUUGACUCUCUUGAGAUUAGGGACUUUGGGGAGGGGAACAGGUAAGUGUGGUAUCAAGGGUCUCCUAAUCCUCUUUCAUUUAGCUCACUACUAAAUCAAAUCCAAAAGCUUACAGAAACUAAGGUGAGGAGACACAGCUCUGAAGCCACUGGGGAAUAGAGAGAAGCCAAUUUAGGGUUCUAAAUUUGUGAUAGAAAAAGCCACCAGCUGUAUACUUCACAGUGGAAUAAGAGAAUGAAUUGCCAGUUAAAAUCUGCCUUUUCCAGGGGAAGUAAAGUACAGAAGCUUUGUCUUAUUUUUCUAGUGGCUUCUUAUGCAGGGACCUGCUCUGGGACAGAUAGGCUCAGUGGGAGAGACACACUGUUGAAUGUUGAGUUUGGGGAGGCAGUUGAGUUUUGGGAACUGAUCCAUUACCAGCUAUUUAUCAAGGGUUUAAGUGGAGUUGUCCUGCGGUCUGCCCUAAGAUAGCUCAGAGUGGUGGAGGAUAGGAUUUCCUGGCUCCAAAAAGCAGAAAGGAUGAAAUGAAGUUCUGCUGGCUAGAACAAAAAAAGCAAUGGAAUCCCAGGGAGGGAUUUUCCAGUCUGUCUCCGACCUCUAAAGUGGAGCUGCUUCCCUUAUUCUGCACUUGUGCUUUGAGGCGAGAUAACUCUGUACUCUCCUAAUACCUCCUUCCAUCUUAGUAUUCCUGGCCCUGCCACAGCUCCGGAAGGGCCUUUCACCAUCCCACCUCCAUCUCCAGGUAACAGGACAGACCAAGGGUUGCUCAAAAUCUGAGUAACCUCCCUCUAAGGGACAAGAGAAGUUAUCUAGUCCCAGUCUUUUGGAAGGAUAUUGAAAGGAAACAGUUAAACCAUUGGGCUGCCCAGGCUACAAAUGUUCUGGGAAUAUUGGGAUUAUUCUUUCCACUGAUUAAGGAAAUCCACCUACAGACUGGUCUUUCCCACAGGGAAAGAGUUAAGAGAAGGAGUUGUUUAAAGCCUAAGGCAGGAUAAGAUUUACCUGGUAACUGAUGAUGCUAAGCUAAAGCACUCAGUGAUUUGUCUCUGUAUUUGUCCUCGCCUCUCUAACCAAUCUGACAACUCUUAGUUUGGGACUGACUUAGAAGAGGUGGUUGGAACGGGUUUAGUAUCUAGGGGAUGGGUGGCUCCAAAUCAUUCAUUUAGUGGGGAUCAAGGAGCCGGGGCAAUACGGUAUUCCACUCAGGGUCUGGAGAACAUCUACCCAGGCUGGGCUACUGGAGCAGGCGAGGACCCAAAGACCCUGGAAGAACUGGUCCAGGGGACUGAAUUCCUGGAGUGUUCCUAGAGCAAAGCAUGACCACACUCCUACCAUUGCUGCUGGGCCUCAGUCUGGGCUCUACUGGAGAAGGUGGCUUUAUAGCUCACGUGGAAAGCUCCUGUCUGUUGGAUGAUGAUGGGACUCCAAAGGAUUUCACAUAUUGUGUCUCCUUCAAUAAGGAUUUGCUGACCUGCUGGGAUCCAGAUGAGGCCAAAAUGGUCCCUUAUGAAUUUGGGACACUGAAUGUCUUGGCCAAUUACCUCUCAGAUUACCUCAACCAACAGGAAUAUCUGCACCAGCGCUUGUCUAAUGGGCUCCAGGACUGUGCCACACAUACCCAGUCCUUCUGGGGAUCACUGACCCACAGAACACGGCCACCAACUGUACAAGUAGCCAAAUCUACUCCUUUUAACACGAAAGAGAGUGUGAUGCUGGCCUGCUACGUGUGGGGCUUCUAUCCAGCUGAUGUGACCAUCUCAUGGAGGAAGAACGGGCAGCCUGUCCCUUCUCACAGUAGUGCCCUUAAUAUGGCCCAGCCCAAUGGAGACUGGACAUAUCAGACUGUCUCCCAUCUAGCUACAACUCCUUCUUAUGAGGAUACCUACACCUGUGUUGUGGAGCACAUCGGGGCGCCUGAGCCUGUUUGUGAGGACUGGACACCUGGGCUGUCCCCAACGCAGAUAGUGAAGGUUUCUGUAUCUGGAGUGACUCUGGGCCUGGGCUUCAUCAUCUUCUCUCUUGGUUUGCUCAGCUGGCGGAGAGCUGGCUCCUCUGGCUAUGUUUUUCUCCCUGGAACCAGUUAUCCAGAAGGUCAACAUGUCUCCUAGAGGCAGAAUCCUACAACUUCUACCCCAGUGAGGAGAUUCAAACUCUUAAUGAUGUUGCCAUGUCCCCCCAACAUCCUCAGACCCUAUAGAUUUUCUUGGAUCCUAUGGUUUCUCCAUCCAGAUCUUUGAACUUCCCAGCCCAUCCCAUGUAGACCUUAGCAAGUUGGGGGGAACUCACUGCUGGGAAUAUUCUGUAAUCAAGUUAUUGUCCAAGGCUGUAUCUCUGGGUCAAAUAUCAUCUGGGGAGGGAGGUUAAAGGCCCUUCCGGGGGCCACACUGUGCCACAGGAGCCAGUGAGUCACUGGUGAUCAUCUCUGAGGAAUAAACUCCAGUGGAAAUGUU